CUCCCCCAUGGAGCUUUAAAAGGCGAUUUGAAGCUAUGCAUGAGCGUGCAAUCAAGAAUCUGCAAAUUUGGACGAGGCUGUCGUUUUGCGCACAGUGAGACUGAACUGAACUCCUGGAAGAAACUCUUCGAAGAGAGACGGAAAGAAAUACAAACACCAGACAACAAACGAUCCCUAAAGCAUCAUGAGCUUCAGUUUACAGACUCCAUUCCAGGGAUUGAGCUUACAUGUAACCCCGUAGUCCCUAAUGUACAGCUUGCCGAGGACUGCGAAAACCAUUCUUACAGAUGGGAGUUCUGUGCUUGUUUUGAGAAAAAAUUAGGCCUUCCAGCCGCAGACCUACUGAAUUUCCCUCACAACUUCCAUUUUACGAAGGUCCAAGUCGUGGGAUUCGAUAGGAAUAACAAAGCUACUACUAUUUUGUCUAAAGAGCUGAUCAUGAAAGAGAUCCAUAUACCACGGGAGGCAUUGGUAUUUGAUUCGCAAAUGCAGAAAAUCGAAUUUCGUGUGAGCGUUGCCUUCCAAGCUUCAUUGUUUGGCAGCUUUUCUCAGCGUCUUCUGUUUAAUUUUGGUCAGCAACCUUUUCUUAAGAAAGAUUUUAACAUCGAUAUUGGCAGUAAGGAAACACUGGAGAAAUUGGCCGCUAGGAGAAAGACCGUCAUACUUGAUGCCCUACCUUKGGAAGAUCAAAAUAUGACACUCGUAAGAUUCGAACCCCAUCCAGAAAGAGAAAAGUUGAUGUCCACCUACUCUUUGCCUAAGGAUGCAGAGAGAAUUGUGUCAGCUCAGUUGGUUAAAGGGGAAGUCAGACAAGACACUUAUAAACAGACAAUGCACCAGCUCCUUUUUUCCGAAGAGGUUCAUAUGAGGAAACUUCUAUUAAGUCUUGCGCCAACGACUGCCGUAAAGCUCGAAAUCGUGACAACUAAACCAGAUCUCAGRUUCGGUGGUAUAAAGUUUGCRGGGACAGGUCAGCUGUUUGGAAAAAUAGAACUUGAAAACACCGAAAUCACACUCGAUGACAUGGCGGGAAGAGUAUGUCUGCGAAAUGUUCAGCACAUUUGGAUCCAAUCACGUGAUAARCCCAAAUGCCUUUACGAGUUGCCGAGCGAAAUUCACGAGGGCAAMACCAUUUAUGUGGAUUUGCCACCAAAGGUGUGCGAGGAUCUGAAGCUAAUCAAAGACAAAGKCGUUGAUGUUGAGAUGAGGUUCAAUCUAAACCGCUAUAUUCUUUGCAUGAUGCAUAAAGCCAUAGAYAGCCUUGGGAUUACGCAAGCACGGCAGCUUUUUCCCGUAGAACAAAGAGUCAUCAGAAGAAGAGAGGUGACAGAUUUUUUGGGGUGGUUCCUGGAUCAACGCCUUAACGAAUGCCAGAAACGCGUUAUUCACGCUAUCGCAGACGUUGUCCCCCCUUCUCCUCCACUUGUGGUGUUUGGACCCUUUGGGACAGGAAAGACCUUCACUUUGAACCAAGCGGUGAUAUACUUGAUGAAAGAGAAGGCAAAUCGCGUUCUUGUAUGCACACAUACAAAUUCAGCGGCUGACAUUCACGUGGAACGACUCGAUGAAUAUAUCCAAGGAAAUGGAAAGCUUUCGCGUGCAGCAAAACCUCUGCGCAUUUACAGCCCUGAAACAGAAUGGAGUAGGACUUCUGACRUUGGUCGGAAGUAUGCACUAGUGAAAGAUGGAGUUUUCGUAAUGCCAACUAGAAAGAAUGUCGUCGAUCAUCGUGUUGUCAUAACAACGCUUACAACUGCUGACCUGUUGACUAAGCUUAAUGUUCACCAUGGAUUUUUUACACAUAUCCUGAUAGACGAGGCUGCACAGGCUUGGGAAACAGAAGCACUGAUACCACUAGCCCUCGCUGGCCCCAACACGAAGAUUGUCUUCACUGGAGACCACAUGCAGAUGUCUCCUGAGGUAUAUUCAGAAUUUGCUCGUCAGUGCGGACUCCAGAAAUCACUUCCCGAACGCCUUUUUGACCAUUACCAGGAGAAAGAUAGCAAAGACGAUCAAGUGCUAUUUUUGUUCGAAAACUACCGCUCUCACGAGGAAAUACUUAACUUUCCUUCGGUGAACUGCUACGAAAAAGGCAUCGUCGCAAGAGGUAACAUUCCUGGCCAUCCUAAGAUACCGCCUUUGGUUUUCUACGCAGCCAAAGGCAAAGAUAAAAAGCAAAGCAACAACUCGUUCUUAAACGAAUCUGAAGUUUACGAGGUAGAGAAGCGAGUAGUUGAGCUGGUAGAAAACUGGCCACWGUGUUGGGGCCAGAAGAACCUASGAGACAUUGCAGUAGUUGCUCCCUACAAAUAUCAGGUGGACGCAAUUCGAGGUGAAUUGAGGAAAAAACGAAUGAGUGAAGUCRAUGUUCAAACGAUCCACAAUAUACAAGGAAGGGAAUUCAGAGCUGUGUUUAUCAGUACUGUGCGAACUUGGAAUUCCAUCCAAGACUUGAGCCAGUCUGACAAAUUGUCCUGUGACGAUCUAUCUCUGGAAUUUCUUUCUGAUCCGAAGCUGCUCAUAACUGCUGUUACACGAGCAAAGUCAUUGGUGGCUGUUGUUGGUGACCCUUUUGCCUUAUGCACCCUAGGAAGGUGUAAAUAUCUUUGGGACGAUUACAUCACAAGAUGCUACAAUCUUAACGGGUUAUUYGGAAUAACAUGGGAAGCCUUAAGUGAAGACAUAGGUGCCCAUUUCUCUCAAAUUCAACUGGAUCCAGAAGCUCCAACUUUUGUUCCUAAAUCAGAAAUUUCUAGGAAUGAUGAUGGAGAUGAGGCAAAUAURGAAUUUCCAAACAACACCGCCCCAAACCUGAGUGAACCAGAAACGGAGGAAGAUCAGGCAUCCUCUUGCUCUGGAGACAUUAAAUAUGAUACUGAAGACGAUGAUUGUUUUGCUGAUGUGGAAGACGAUUUAGAAGACGAGGCCGUGCUUCCAGAUAAUAUUGAUGGAAUAAUCAAAGAGCUAUGUAAAUUCGUUAAAAAACGCCAGCAGCAAACUGCUGUUAUGGAUGAGGAAUUUCCCGCCUUGGKCAAGUGCUCUUCAAAAGUUAAAGAAACUCAAGUUAUUUGGCCCUCGAAAAGGCCCACUCAGGACUUUGAUCCUAAAACACUGAAAAGCGAAUAUCGAAUUCGCAACAGGAAUGGGCGCACCGAAAUCCAGCUGUUGGAUAUAUACAAAAGCCCUUCAGAUCGAGUACAGCAGAUCGCCAUGAAUAACUACAAACAUCAAAACCUYGAGCCCGAGGUACUAAUAAAUAUGCUUGAAAAAGAACCUUUGAAAUUCUACUCUGGUCAGCUUCAGAUACSAAAUGAGAAAUCAAGGACAGCCUAUCUCGUUAUUCCUGACAAAGACAAACCUGAUAUACAAGUUAAGGGAUCAAUCAGACAUGCAUUUGAUCACGAUACUAUUGUAGUCGAAGUACAGCCAAGUCAGGACGAAACAGAAAGCAUAAGCUGUGGUUUCCUCAAAGGUGUGCUGGAUCACAUGAUUAGCCCUCGCGAACGGCAGUAUGUUUGCAAGGUCACUCUGAAAAAUCCUGCAGUCAUGAUUCCCAUUAACAAAUCAGUUACAAGAAUAGUAAACCUUAGUGAUAAGAGCCUCAGAGAUAUCAUACCGGUUUACAAAAAGCGCAAGACGCAAGACGAAAGAGUCGACAGACCAAUGAAUAUGAUAGCCUUAGAAGAGGUUAUAGAGAAGAAGCUUUUAUUUGUUGUCGAGUUUCUUCAGUGGAGAAGUGACUGCUCCCUUCCUCUGGGAAUUGCCGUAAGAACUAUGCCGACAGGGGAAACAGCAGAGCAAUGCAAAGAAAUCCUCUUUGCUGAAUGCGGCAUUCGCAAAGCCUUCAGUAGGAACAAUAAAGAGAUGAUACGCAAGCGUUUUCCAACAACAUGGAAAAUUCCAGACAAUGAAAUGAAGAACCGGAAGAAGAUUGAAAAUGCUUUUACUAUUGAUCCACCAGAAGCUAAAGACCUGGAUGAUGCCAUCUCAAUAGAUGAAAUUGGAGAUGGAAAGUUCAAGGUUGGGAUUCACAUCGCUGAUGUAAGCUUUUUUAUACAGCGUGGUACUGAUCUGGAUCGAGAAGCACGGCAAAGAGGAGUGUCAUAUUAUCCCGGUCAAGAUGGGGAAGAAAAUAUACCCAUGCUUCCACGUGAACUAAGUGAGAAUAUCCUUAGUCUCCUGCCAAAUGAGGACCGCUUGACUGUUUCAGUUUUUGUUAGUCUUAACAGUGAAGGCGAGGUCGUCGGCCAAAAAGAGAUUCUGAGAACUGUGACGCGUUCUCKCUGUAGGCUUAGCUACUCUCAAGCACAGCAGAUAUUAGAYRUGGAGGAGCAUGAUAAUGUAGAGGGCGUGCCUGCUCAAGURMYUCCAGCAAUUAAGARGCUUCAUUCACUUGUMGUGAAAAGGCGCUGGCAGCGUCUUAAAGAAGCAUCUUUUGAGGAUUCSAAUAACGGAGAAGAUGCARAUGCACACGAGCUAAUAGAAGAGCUCAUGAUUCUUGCCAAUCAUACAGUUGGGRACUUCCUGCAUAGYAGAAAUCCAAGGGGYACCCCAUUCCGUACACAACUAGAACCAAAGGUCCAUCGYCUCAAUGAAUGGGCAGAAAAGUAUGGCUCACUUGCCAAGUACUCUCCGGCUCUGCAGCCAAAACUUMAGAGCGAGGACAUCAAAAAGGAAAUCAAAGAAARAAUAWAUACAGAAGAAAAAGAAAUCGACAUUCAUGAACACACCUGGGACGAAAUAUUUAGAGCUUCAGAAUCUGGGGAUCUCAGAAGAGUGAAGCGUUUGAUUUGUGACCCGUCGUCUUCACCACAACUUACGAUAGCACGUCUGCAUCUCAUGCGAAUUCAGACCAAAUCUCAAUACACGUGCUCUGGAAGUGACGCUGAACAUUAUUCCCUAGGACUGAGUAACUACGUUCACUUCACCUCACCCAUCAGGCGCUACGUAGACAUUGUAGUCCACCGCCUUCUUUUAGCACUGAUACCAAGUAAUAGUGUGGAACAAGCCACUUUGAAUGAAGAUGAGAUGGCAACGCUCUGUCGCAGGUCCACAUACUUCAAAACCAACUCAGACAAAUUUGAGAAGGAAUUCAAACGCAUCCAUUUUGCUUCAACGUUGAAACAGAAAAACAAGUCUGGGAUGUUUUUUAUAGACCAGUUGGAGGGCCGUUUCUUCACGAUACAUCCAGUGAGUCCAGAUCACGAUUAUUUCUUGGGGAAGCACAAGAGGGUUAAUUUUGAUAUCCUUUUGCCUUCCUCUAAGUCAGACAACACUGAUGGCAAGCCAGAAACCACUCUCAAAUGGAGGUCGMGAAUAUACCUGGCACAUUCAUCGGGAACCGAAGCUGAUGAUUUGUCUCUCUCCCGUCGGGAUGAAGCCAAAAUCAAGAAUUUGUUAGAUAGCGGUAGAAACCGUGUCGCUCUUCAGAGGAUAAAGGGAAAUACCUGGAAGUGCAUUAUAGAUGCUAUYAAGGAUGGUAAACCAGUAGAUGAACUACUACGACAUGUAAAACUAGCUGACGAGAACUUGAAAGAAAGUCCUACUCAAAAGAGGCCUUUUACAGCCGGAAGCUCCAAUCGAGAUGUCUACAAGCAUCCUAACUUUGGCCGAAUGGAUGUUGGUACGAACAGCAACAAUGAUUGUCAUUUUCAUGAGAUAACUAUGAAUCUCAAGAUGUGUGACAUGGUUCGCUUUCAAAUGUUUUCACGUCUGCACAGUAAGAUGCUCUGUCCAGACGUUCAGCUUUUGAGAGUUUCAUCAGGUUUUUGUAUUUGCCUGGAGCAUCAAAGAUACCCUCGAAGGUGCUUUGCAUUCGAUACAAAACGGUGUGCCUCAAAAGCAGAAUAUUGCAGUGUUGAUGAGUACGUUAACUUAUGGAAACCAGUACUUGCCAUGGAAGCCGCAAAUGCAGCGGUUGUUCAGAAUGAUGGAUUUAUUCUGAAAUCUUUGCAAGUGAAGUGGAAACAAAAGGAUGGAGAUAUCAAGGGAAAGUUCACUCUGACGAUAUCUUAUUGUGAAUCUCGGCAAUUGGAGUUCCACUAUGGUGACCUCAUGUGCAUUAGAAUUCCAUUCUCGGACGACUUAUUGCCAGAAGAUGCUGAGGCAACAACUGACGAUCAAGAAAUCAGUAUUUGGGUAGGACAUUGUGUUAUUGAAGCUGUAGAACCAGCUGAGAAGGACCAAAAUGCAACAUCAGUGACUGUCAGACUUCAUCAAAUGGCAUGUGAAUUUCCUCGUCACCUUUUGACCAAAGGCCAACGGCGGGAGUGUGACAUGGAGUAUAUUUACCAGCCUCUGCCGUUAAGGCGGAUGAUUACAGCGUUGGAAUGCAAGUUGAAAAACUCGUCGGAACUUGUCAAAACAAUCUGCCUUGGACAAAGUCCUUCACAAGAAAGAUUUCCUCUUCCCGAACAAGAAUUAUCCCUUUCUGAUCAUUACAGAACGUCUGGAUUUAAACCACUGAAUGAUUAUCAAAAAGAUGCUGUACGUCAGGCUUUGUCAAGGCCUUUCUCGCUCAUUCAAGGUCCACCAGGGACCGGCAAAACAGUAACUGGAGUGCAUGUUGCAUAUUGGUUCGCAAAGCAAAAUGAAAAGCAGAAGCCAGCAGAGAAACAAAACAAGAAGUCAAAAAAGAAGGCAGCCAAGAUUAAGACAGAUCAUGAUAAGGAGGAAAAGGAGAAGGGACCACCACAGGUGCUUUACUGCGGCCCAUCCAACAAAUCAGUUGAUGUUGUCACAGAAUAUCUGCUUAAGAUUCCCGGAAUGAAGGGCAAGAUUCUUCGCGUGCACGGUACACUUAUAGAGGAAUCUGAGUAUCCCAUUCCCAACAAGAUUAAAGUUUCCAAACCCACUGCAAGUGAUGAUGAACUCAAGAUUCCAGAAGGCGAAGUUAAAGAAGUUUCUCUUCAUCAUUUCAUAAGGAGUGAGUUGUCUCCAUUCGCCACAAAACUAAGAGAGAAGGAGGAAGACUUUAAAGAAGCAAAGAAACGAAAAGAAAGACCCACUGAGAAAGAGGUUGCAGAAUAUUGUGAAAUAAUUGCAGAAGCUGAAGAAUGGGCAAUCACGAAGUCUGGCAGAGAAAUAAUACUCUGCACGUGUUCCCGAGCAGGCAGUAWRACRAUCACUGAAUUCUGYRAUAAUAUUCAGCAGUGUAUUAUCGAUGARUGUGGGAUGUSUACGGAACCAGAGGCUCUGGUCCCCAUGACGUCAUCCAAUGCUAAACAGUUCGUKCUGAUUGGUGACCACAAACAGCUGCARCCAAUCAUYACUGAUAGACGUGCCAAGAGUCUUCAGCUGGAUAUAUCAAUAUUUGAACGACUUGCCAAGCAAGCAUACAUGUUAARGAUACAAUACCGAAUGCAUCCAUCAAUCUGUGAGUUUCCCUCUAAGCAGUUUUACGAUGRCAUGCUAMAAACAUCUGACAUCGUGACGUCCCGCAACACAGCUAACGUGCAGAUCUGGCCUGCAUUGGGUACAAGAGUAUGUUUCUGCCACAUUGAAGGCGUAGAAGAAUCCUCUGUUAUAUCAACUGUUGACAGUGGAGCUGACUCUAAAUACAACAUGGACGAAGCCAAGAAAGCUGUCUAUCUGGCUAAAUACCUGGUUAACAGCCACAUACAACAGAUAAAAGAGAAGAAUGUAGUCAUCCUGACGCCAUACAGACAACAACGCAAAGUCAUUCAAGAUAUUCUGAAAGGAGCUGGCAAGGAUAUCCUUGUUACUACUAUCAUUAAAAGCCAAGGAAGUGAAUGGGACUAUGUAAUCCUGUCUCUKGUUCGUUCGCUUCCUGAACAAGAAUUAGAACCUGAACCAUCGUCAUCAUGGCUCGGUGAACAUCUUGGAUUCAUUUCGGAUGAACAUCAGAUUAACGUGGCCCUGACACGAGCUAAACAUGGACUUUUCAUCAUCGUUACUAUCGUAURACCCCAUCUGGCACAGYCUUAUACAGCACUGCGAAGAAAAAAAGUGCAUCGUUAGUAAAGCGUGGCCUUAGUAUUUGUAACUAUAUAUAAWGAAUACCAACAGUCAAUUCCACCAGGAAACAAAUAACCAUUACUAAGCAUCAUUUUAUGCUAUUUUUUAUUCUUUAUUUUUAUCUUUUUAAUUUCACAAAUCAUGCUUUUAUCAAAUCACUUAUGAAAUAAGUGGGGGGAAACACCGCGCUUAUUCGCUGGCUUCCAUCUAUUUUUCAUUUAUAACACUUUUUCUUAACGCCGAUGGAGAGGCGAAAGAGGACUCGAUCACGUCCCUUACGAUGCCUAACUCCUAAAUAGUCAUUAUACGCCUAAUAUCAAAAAACAGAAACAAAUUAAUAAGUUUUCAAAAGAUUUUAUAUCAAUUCAAUAUAAACGUCUGCUUGUGUGUCCUGUACUGACAUAAGACAUAAUAUAUACAAUUAAUUGCCUACGCUCUUGUUUCUAUAUAAGCUUGCUUCUCUCGUGCUCUUUUUUUUUUUUUUUUUUUUUUUUUUUUUUUGUCAUGUUAUGGUACAGAGACCCACGCGCCCUUUGUGUUCUUUUUAUUUUUUGUAUUCUUUUUAAAAGGAUAUUCGCGUACAAAUGAUGCAAAAUAAAUGUCGAAUUUCUGAAACUUUGCCAUCCUGUAAAACAACCGCGCCGACAAAUUUCACCCAAAAAACAGAGGAUCAAACGUGCAAUCCUGCAAAUAAAAUGACUUGGAAGUCGAUCAUUUYGCUACCUAUCGUGAGCUAUGUGAUGAGCCUUCAAGUGAUAAAAACAAAUAAUAGUUUCGUUGAAAAAAAUAAAACAAAAAGAAUUAGAACGCGAUGUUUUCCAGGUAAUAAUCUGUUUUCGAAAAGGUGCUUUUCAUCAAGCAUUAAUACUAAGAUUCUUUUUUGUUGGAAAAACAACAUACAUUUCGGAACAAAACUGCCCCUUUGUCGUUCUCGCUGGYCAAGAUGAAGCAGAAAAUGUCGCUUUUCUGUGCGAUAAAUGAAUGUYUUUAUUUUUCAUUUCUUAUUUUGAACGAAUGCAACUCUUUACCGUCGUUUGCAUUACUACGCGUCCGCCCCGGACACAAAUCGCGUCUGGGGUGGCCGCGUAGAAUGCAAAAGGCGGUAAGAUUUGUCUGAAAACCUCUGGAUGACUCGUUUCAAAAACUUUUCAAAAAAUUGACAUUUAUCUGUCAUUUGCCCGCGAAUUUACUUUAAGUGACUGUCUACUAUUGUUUGAACGUUCGAUUUGAGACUACGAGCAUACGUCUGAAUUGCCACUGUAAACUUUCCGAUUUUAAUGAGGACCUAUGCAUAUACACGUUUUGAACCUUAAGAGGAUAAAACCCCUAAGUUUUGCGUGGGGCCUUAUUAAAAAAGAUAUCGAAUUUGGAAAGUUAUUCGAUAGGGGUCUGAUUCUCCAGCAAUUUUGAUUAUUUUUGUCUUUCGAAAUUUUUUGCGCUUCAUGCUUCCUUGUUUUUGGGGUUUUUUCUUCAAACUAGUUACUGUACCAAGCUACUUUUCGUGUAAAUUUARAUAAUCUGCCAUACCAGAAAAAUACACAAAAAAUGAAUAAUUAAAAACAGAGCAAGCUAAAGUUUUAAUGUACAAAAUAUUUGUAAUCUAUUGGUUUUUAUACUGUGAACGAUAUUAUAAUCAUURCUGUCAUCACUUUAUUGCAAUCAAUAAAGGGCUUUUAACUUAGCGUGGUUUAUAAUACAAA
Actinia tenebrosa (Australian red waratah sea anemone) is the source of this 9677-nucleotide messenger RNA. Its product is annotated as 3'-5' exoribonuclease HELZ2. The record is from RefSeq and is a predicted model, not a curated record. NCBI's taxonomy places the organism in Eukaryota, Metazoa, Cnidaria, Anthozoa, Actiniaria, Actiniidae. Gene Ontology annotation, molecular function: RNA binding; metal ion binding; protein binding.